Molecule: messenger RNA, 5110 nt
Organism: Rana temporaria (common frog)
Lineage: Eukaryota; Metazoa; Chordata; Amphibia; Anura; Ranidae
Product: flocculation protein FLO11-like
Exons: 2
Coding region: 395-3793 (1132 amino acids)
Molecular function (GO): [heparan sulfate]-glucosamine 3-sulfotransferase activity
Source: RefSeq, a predicted model, not a curated record
GGACGCCUCUUCCUCGGUUUAAAGUUGCUGCCGCCGCUCAGGGAAGUGGCCUGUCUGCAACAGGCGAGGGAUCGGGACCUACCUCCGUCUCCCGGGGACUAUGCUGCAAUCCCGACCUGCCCUCAGCAAGCAUCGGAGCUGUUCGGGGAGGAGAAGUCGGUAAUGUCUCCGCUGGUGAUCCGCCGCUGGCAGCUGUUCCAUGGGGAGAGGCGGUGUGCCUGGAGGUGGAGGAUCGGGAGACCCUAAACCGGCAGUGUGAGGUCCCCCUGACACCCUGAUCAGGAGCCCCGACACCUUACCCGACUCGCCGACACCGGGGGCUGUUUCUCCAGGCGGGCUCCAUGCACGAUUUCGGCUGAAACCAUGUCUGUUGGUCUGGGGCUGGCGAUCCGCGAUGGCCCCGCGCUGGCCAGGCACUGCCCUGCUCACUACUAAGGCUCCGCGGAAACUUGUGUUCCUCUUCACUCUGUCCCUGUCCGUCACUUACCUCUUCUACAGCCUGCUCAGCUGCUACAGCUCGCUGCAGUUCCCUCUGCAGGACGCCGGACUCUACCUACCGCCCGACCCGGUGGACGCCAUCAGGAGCGCUUCUGCCAAGCCUGACACCGGCGCUCGGGAUUUUAUCCGGGACUCCCCGCCACCGCCGCCUGCCUCCGGGAGCGCUGGGAGGAGCGGCGGUGCAGAGUCUGAUCUGAAGCCCGCAAACUGUACUAAGGAUUUUACUGUACCGACUGACCGGGAACUUACCUCCAAAGUGCGGCACAGAGCAGUAAGUGCCUCCGGGUCACCUUCCCCACAACAUAACGACCCGGCAUCCCCGCCAUUCCGGUCCAGCGGGCACAAUAGCGGCUCCUCGGAUUUCUCUCCAAGUUUCAGGAGCUCAGUUACCCUAUCCCAGCAGGACCUCUGGUCACCUACCGUCAGGACUAAGGCGACAUUCCGCCCGGCUAUUGACAGCGCCGGUAUCCAUGGAUUAAGGUCCAGCUCAUCCACAUUGCAGAGGACCGGAUCCCGGGACAUUACCGCCACUGCUGAAAGUAUCAGCUCGUUGGGAAUAGCCAUUGAUCGGGGGUUCAGCACUGGGGACAGUAGUCCUGUCCCAAUCACUGACCGGAGAAUCAGCACCGGGGACAGAGAUACCAUUAUAGGGGGGUUCAGCACCGGGGACAGUGGUCCCAUCCCAAUCACUGACCGGAGAAUCAGCACCGGGGACAGAGAUCCCAUUAUAGGGGGUGUCAGCACCGGGGACAGAGAUCCCAUUCCAAUCACUGACCGGAGAAUCAGCACCGGGGACAGAGAUCCCAUUAUAGGGGGCUUCAGGACCGGGGACAGUAGUCCCAUUCCAAUCACUGACCGGAGAAUCAGCACCGGGGACAGAGAUCCCAUUAUAGGGGGGUUCAGGACCGGGGACAGUGGUCCCAUUCCAAUCACUGACCGGAGAAUCAGCACCGGGGACAGAGAUACCAUUAUAGGGGGCACCGGGGACAGAGAUCCCAUUAUAGGGGGGUUCAGCACCGGAGACAGUGGUCCUUUCCCAAUCACUGACCGGAGAAUCAGCACCGGGGAUAGAGAUACCAUUAUAGGGGGGGUCAGCACCGGGGACAGAGAUCCCAUUCCAAUCACUGACAGGAGAAUCAGCACCGGGGACAGAGAUCCUAUAAUAGGGGGGUUUAGCACCGGGGACAGAGAUCCCAUUCUAAUCACUGACCGGAGAAUCAGCACCGGGGACAGAGAUCCCAUUUUAAGGGGGUUCAACACGGGGGACAGAGAUCCCACUAUAGGGGGGUUCAACACGAGGGACAGAGAUCCCAUCCCAUUCACUGACCAUCGAAUCAGCACCGGGGACAGAGAUCCUAUACAAUUCACCGAGCGAAAAAUCAGCACUAGGGACAGAGAUCCCAUUAUAGGGGGAGUCAGCACCGUGGACAGCCACCCUAUUAUAGACAGUGAUAGAGGGUUCAGCACCUUGGACAGCUCCCCUAUUGUAGGCAGUGAUAGAGGGUUCAGCACCGGGGACAGCGAUCCUAUUACGGAUAUUGAUAGCGGGAUCAGCACCUUGGAGAGCGCCCCUAUUAGGACCAGUGAUAGAGGGAUCGGUACCCUGGACAGCGCUCCUAUUAUCGGGGGUUUCAGCACCGGGGACAGCGCUCCUAUUAGGACCAGUGAUAGAGGGAUCGGUACCCUGGACAGCGCUCCUAUUAUCGGGGGUUUCAGCACCGGGGACAGCGCUCCUAUUAGGACCAGUGAUAGAGGGAUCGGUACCCUGCACAGCGCUCCUAUUAUCGGGGGUUUCAGCACCGGGGACAGCGCUCCUAUUAGGACCAGUGAUAGAGGGAUCAGCACCGGGGACAGCGCUCCUAUUAGGACCAGUGAUAGAGGGAUCAGCACCGGGGACAGCGCUCCUAUUAGGACCAGUGGUAGAGGGAUCAGCACCGGGGACAGCGCUCCUAUUAGGACCAGUGGUAGAGGGAUCAGCACCGGGGACAGCGCUCCCGUUCUAGGCAGCCACCAGAGAAGCAGCACCCAUACUGACCACAAUACCGGCAUUGCACCCUCUGACCCCAGCCUGUCCGGUCACACCAUAGAUCAGCCUUCACUCCAAGGAUUGGGUAAUAAUCAGCCUCAUCUCACGGAUGGUCAAACCCCCGGUGUCUCCGCUGACAGCACAGCAAGCUCCAGCUUGGCUCCUCCGCUCAUGGACUCCAGCACAGCCGUCUUUGUGUCUUCUAGAGUUUCCGAUCAGAAGUACCGAGAGUCUGCAGAGCCCGGUAUAGACCCGGUAGGGGAGCAGACUGGGGUCCCAGCUGGGGGUUCUGGGGAGGUCAGUAGAUUUUCGGAUUUUGCAGGCAAUGAACCCAGCUGGGACAGAACUCCACUGGCUGCCACUGAGAUGAUCCCAGAAUCUCAUACUGGAUAUUUGGAGAGGGAACCCCAGGAGUCCAGCACCAUAGACGAUGAGCUGAGUAGAAGAAUGUCGGUGAAUAGUACGGUUGAGUAUGGGGACAAAAGGCUGCCUCAGGCGAUUAUUAUUGGGGUGAAAAAAGGAGGCACCAGAGCUUUGCUGGAGGCACUAAGAGCCCAUCCUGAUGUCAGGGCUGUUGGUGUAGAGCCCCACUUUUUCGAUAGGAACUAUGAGAAAGGGCUGGAGUGGUACCGAGAUCUGAUGCCAAGAACAAUAGAAGGGCAGAUUACAAUGGAGAAGACACCAAGUUAUUUUGUCACCAAUGAAGCUCCACAGCGAAUACAUUCAAUGGCCAAAGACACUAAACUUAUUGUGGUGGUCAGAAAUCCAGUUACUCGUGCCAUAUCUGAUUAUACCCAGACUCUUUCCAAGAAACCGGAAAUUCCAACAUUUGAGGUCCUUGCCUUCAAAAACAGAACCCUGGGAUUGAUUGAUGCAUCUUGGAGUGCACUGCGGAUAGGCAUCUAUGCUUUACAUCUAGAAAGCUGGAUGCAAUACUUUCCCCUUUCACAGAUACUUUUCGUCAGUGGAGAGCGUCUCAUCACCAACCCAGCAGAAGAGCUGGCCAAAGUCCAAGACUUCUUGGGUCUACAACGGAUUAUCACAGAUAAAUAUUUUUAUUUUAAUAAAACCAAAGGCUUCCCAUGCCUGAAGAAGCCAGAAGAUACAGGAGCUCCCAGAUGCUUGGGAAAGUCCAAGGGUCGGACUCAUCCCAAAAUUGACCCCGAUGUCAUCCAGCGCUUGAGGAAAUUUUACAAACCUUUCAAUGCUAUGUUCUACCAAAUGACAGGACAGGACUUUCAGUGGGAAAAAGAAGAACUAGAAGGUUAAAAUGGACACAUGGGAUUAUUACAAAUGAAAACAAUUAUAGGGGAAAUUAAAGACUUGUCAGUGUACAGAAAAUAUUUACCAUUUUGCCAAAAAAACAAAAAAAUUGUAAAAAAAAAAAGUUCUAGUUUCUAUAACGGCACAGUGCAUUCUUUGGAAUGGUGAUACAGGUAAAUCACUCAUACCCCACACAUUUUUAAUGUAAAAAAGUAAAAAUAAUUUACUAAUUUAAAAAAAGGUUUAUUGGCCAUUAUAGGAGAAAUGCUUAUUUUUUGCAAAGAAAUCAAAAUGUCAAUAUUAUUAAUAUAUUGAAAAAUAAUAUUUUAUUCAAAUAAAAAACAAGACAAAGACAAACAAGAAAUAAAUUAAAUGUAUGUGAUUUACCUGUGGGGAUAUAAUGAAGCUGAAAACACAAUUUUUUGCUGUAAACCAUACUAAGCCAUUCACUAUCUAGCUUUUAUUUAAUGUGCACUUGAACACAUUUUAUGGUUGCUAAGGGUUACAGCACACAUGUGGUAUUUGAAAUAAGGCUAUAAUGCAUUGAAUAUAUCUGUGUUCAGUGCCCCCCUAAUUCACAUGAGAGUAAUGCAGUUUGGAAAGCACUAUAAAAUGGGGAAUUGUAAAGACUAUGGGAUAGCACGCAUACAUCUAAAAUUGUGUAUUUUGUCAAAGGACACAGGAGAAUCAUAUCACAUUGUUAUUAUUUUUAUUUUAAAAGUAGUUGCCAAAAAAAUACUACCAAGCAGAGACAAUAUUAAAGAACAGAUGUUUAUUGUAUAAUUUAUUUUAAAAACUGGGUAUUGAGGUUUCUUUAAAAAUAUUUUACGUUGUUUUGUGAAAUGUUUCAUUUACGAAAAAAAAAGAAACACUAAAAUAAAUUUAAAUUAUUUUAAUUUUGCAGCACAAUCAAAAUUGUAGCUUGGAUCUGAAAGACAAUGCAACGCUAGUCACAAGUUCUUCAUAGCUACAAUACAUGUACUGGCUUAUUCAUUAAGGAAAAGAACAAAGUAGAGUAACUGUUGGCAACCAAUCAUAAUAAUUAUUUCAUUCAUUUUAUAUCAAUACACGGAAACCUGUUUUGUUGCUAUGCAAUGACCUUGCUGUGCUAUACAAUUUGCAAUUAAGUUGUUCUCUUUGUUCUGUCUUAUUGAAUUAGACCUUUAGAGAACAAGGGUUACUAAUGUUUGUAUUUCUACUAUGAGACAAAGUGGAUCUAAUAUGAGAUUUUUAAAAUGUAUGUAUAGCAAAAACUUUAUUUUUGUUUUAGAAAAGAGAAAAGGGCUAAAACUCAAGUCAAUUAAACAUUUGCUGUCUUUGUUC